GCACCAUCCUGCAGUGGAGGGCAGGCUGCUGCGGGCUUGGUCAGAGGAAGCACAAUCCACAUGGCUGAUUAUCAUACCAGUCGGCGUGGUUAAUAUGGAAUAUUUUCACAGAGCACGUCGCCAAAUCCUUUCACCGGCGAAAAAAGAGCCCUUUUAACGAGUAACGCAAAUUAGAAAGCAGUUCAUUUCGCCGCUCUUUAUGGCUUCUGGCUCUGGGAAUGAGGAGGGAAAUGCGGAAACCGUUUCAUGGAGACUCAUAGGCCCAGCCUCGGAGCUUUCCAAGAAGCAAUGCCGGCUGAUGUACUCCUCCCUCGGCUACGAUUCUGAUGUCUGCCUCUUCUAUGUGAAGGGGGAGUUCUUUGCCAUGGAUGCCCGUUGCUCUCAUUCCGGCGGUCCUCUGUGUGAUGGAGACAUUGAGGAGGCUGACGGGGUCCUGCAGGUCUUCUGCCCCUGGCAUGACUAUGAUUUUAAUCUCAGAACUGGGAGUUCAGGAACUGGGUUGCAGCAACAAGUGUACGAAGUCAAGCUGGAGGACGGCAGUGUGUAUGUGAAGCACCCGAGUCCGCUGUCCUUGCAGCCUUUCCCUGCAAACCAGAAGAGAUGAGCAACCUUGAGCGGCUGUUUCGUACUCAAGCCCUUUGUUUGACCACCGAGUUUCCUGAUUAUACAGCCUCCAGCCUGCAGCAACUCCACUACUCUGGCUUUUUUUUUUUUAAAGAUUUAUUCCACAAACCCAAGCCAUCCGAAACAUUCCUAAGCCUUAUCUGUCAUUUUCACAGCCGUUUUCCACUUUGAUUGCUGUGAACUCAGGACAAUAUCAAGGAGGAUCGUCUGAAGAGGACAUGACAUCAUGAAACCCUUGUGAAUUUUUCCUCACUGACAUGCUGGGUAGAGAGACAUCACUUGCACUUAAAAAAAAAAAAAGGAGAGCUGCGAGCUUGCUACCCAGACACUUACAGAGGGUUUACAUCUGUCCAACAUAAAGUACAUUAAU
Molecule: messenger RNA, 994 nt
Organism: Myripristis murdjan (pinecone soldierfish)
Lineage: Eukaryota; Metazoa; Chordata; Actinopteri; Holocentriformes; Holocentridae
Product: Rieske domain-containing protein
Exons: 3
Coding region: 200-604 (134 amino acids)
Molecular function (GO): 2 iron, 2 sulfur cluster binding
Source: RefSeq, a predicted model, not a curated record